Molecule: messenger RNA, 1071 nt
Organism: Naegleria lovaniensis
Lineage: Eukaryota; Heterolobosea; Eutetramitea; Acrasida; Naegleriidae
Exons: 1
Coding region: 1-1071 (356 amino acids)
Source: RefSeq, a predicted model, not a curated record
AUGGCUCCACCAAAACAAAAGGCUUCCUUACCAAUGCCCCAAUGCAAUCAAAACCAUACUCUUGAUCAAAAUUGUACGUCGUUCACUUCCAACUCACUGUUGUGGCUCUCUCCGAAUGUUACAGAAACAAACACUAGUAAUAUCGCAAGAAGAAAUAGCACUGGUGGGUCAGCAUCACACUCCAUGAAUACGGGCACAUCGUUCGUUGGAGGAAAACCAAUGAACAGCAUGUCCUUUGGACUCACGCAAACAAGCUCAAAACUGUCAAACAAUCAAAAUAUUGGUGCUCACUUGAUGAACGAUCAAUCCUUUUGCUCAUUGUUAUGUGAAACAUUCCCUCACUUGAUAAGCCCUGAAAUGGUCUUAUCACCUCCUUGCACAAGCUGUGACCACACACACCACCAUGCAAACAAUUCUUCAUGUCUCUUAAAGUUAGAUGUUGAGAGCCUUGCCAGAGAGUUGAGAGCAAUGAAUUUCAUGGAAGACGAACAAAAUAACGAGUAUGACCAAGCCGUAGAUCAAGCACAUACUGUUUCGAGCUUCUCUUCUCCAAACGUCCAUGGACAACAAUUAGCCUCUAACUCGACAUCCACAUGUGGUUGGUCACAACCAAAUCAGUCGUCGUCUUCUUCUUCUCUUGCAAUACCCUCUGUAACAGUAACUCCACAAUCCUCACCCGAACCAGCUGGUUGCUCCGCGUUCAGCUUGAACGACCUAGAUGCCAGUGUAUUAUCUGAAUUAUCUGGAAUAUUGAGUUCCAAACACGGUAGUCCAAGAAGAAGAUCCAAAUCAGAUACAGGAAGAGCUCCACAAACAUUUAGCCCAGAUAAAAAGAAACAAAGUCGAAGAUCAAACAGUGAAGAUGAUCAUCAAGGAUUACUGGUCUCUUCUUCUUUCAUACAGAAAGAGAAAAAGAUGGUGCAAAUGAGAGGUGACAAAUGGUUAAUCCAUGUCGAGGACGGAAAGAAGAAGGACAAGAAGCAUAGCAGCACUAGCAGCGAGCUUGUUUUUCACACCGUCCAUUUUGUUGAUAGCCACAGAAAGGGUGCUCAGACUCCUGAAAAGCAUUGA